Molecule: messenger RNA, 1083 nt
Organism: Rotaria sp. Silwood2
Lineage: Eukaryota; Metazoa; Rotifera; Eurotatoria; Philodinida; Philodinidae
Source: the annotation of a GenBank genome assembly
AUGAAGUGUAACAAGAAUUGGGCUGCCCCUAUACCUCCUCUUCUAACUGAUCCAGAAAUGGAGCUUUAUACUGAUGAACCCACUUUUGAUCCUGAUAUUCAUUUGGCAAUGACCGAGCCGGAUUUCGUUGUAUUACUUGACGGCUUUCAACAUGUACCAAAAGCGCCACAACUUUCUCAAGCUGUAGCAUCUAAUGGUGAUAGCCAAUUGGCCUAUAGUGGUCCAUUUCGAUUGUUAAGUGAUGAAGGCUAUCGAGUAUUACGUAUGAUUCUUGAGCGAGAAAUGGUACAUCAAACAUAUGAUGAACGUCACCCAGCUAUGAUUCGGCAUAGUAGCUAUCGUAGUAAAUGGAUACAAGAUUUUAAUCGAUGUCCGCGCAUACUCAAGCAUUUAUCAGACAUCACUGGUGAUGUACAACUUCUGCCGACAGCUCUUCAGUCAAGCUAUAGUCAUACCAAUGUUGGUUAUGCAGGUGGUGACAAUAUAGAUGCGUACCAUUGUGACAGUGUACCUUACGUUGUCAUCCUAUUGGCUUGUGAUAUGAGCAAUACAGUCGGUGGUGAAUUGCAACUUAUCGAACGUGAUUCCAAGGAUGCUUUUAAUCUCAUUGAACAAUACAAAGGUCAAGUACCGAACGAAUUUAUUCGAACAAUCGAUUAUUUUGGUCAAAAUUCGUGCGUAUUGAUGCAAGGUAGUCGUAUAGUGCAUCGAGUGACAGGCAUUCGUUCUUGUUCGGAGCCACGUAUCACAGUGGUCAAUUCAUUCAUGUCGACAAAUCCGUUUACUACUGAAUACACGCGCUACGAUACUUUUCGUCAGGAGAAAACGGCUGCAUUGGAAUAUGCCAUUCAUAAGAUGUGGCGUGCCAAUGCUCAAAUGUUCAAUCUUGCUAUAGGUAGUCAUGAAUGGCCAACACAUGAUCAGAUCAUUGAGCGUCUCUCCAUGGCCAUUGACGAACUUAAUCAAUGUCGUGAUAUGCUCACGAAUAAAACAUCAGAUAGUAUUGGUUAUUAUGAUGAAAAGAAACAGAAAAUGGGCUAUUAUGAAAAACCUCCAUUACUAUUGAAAGAUUCUCAAAAUUAA